Saccostrea cuccullata (small rock oyster) is the source of this 1004-nucleotide messenger RNA. RefSeq lists its product as uncharacterized. Bases 158 to 925 code for a protein of 255 amino acids. The transcript is spliced from 2 exons. Gene Ontology annotation, molecular function: nucleic acid binding; zinc ion binding. NCBI's taxonomy places the organism in Eukaryota, Metazoa, Mollusca, Bivalvia, Ostreida, Ostreidae. The record is from RefSeq and is a predicted model, not a curated record.
UAUUGGCUGUAAUGCUGGUCACCUUGUCAGGUGACAUUUAAAUAUUCAUUGCACGGGUUUUAACUGACCGCUGUUAGCACAGAAUAUUCUAAAGCCAUUCGAAGGCUCUUUUUAGUGCAUAUAACACGUCUUUUUUCACUCUCUAUUUCCACGUAAUAUGGGCGAUUCGGGCGAUGAACUGACUUUGGACACAGAUAAAUUACCGAAAGACAGCACAGGAGGGAACUCUUCAUUGGAAAUCUCGGACAUUGUUAAACUCUUCACGGGAGUAAUACAGUCUCAAUUCAAAACUUUCUCGGGACAGUUAAAAGCGGAGCAGUCCGAGUCCAUCUCGAAGAAACUCAAGGAGAAUUCUCUUCAUAAGAUAAAGUCUGAAGGCAACCGAAUUCAGUUUGAAUUUAACGCCGAAUUAUUAGAGGGUUUAGAGAAGCUAGAGUCGAGAGCCUUUGAUUUAAAAGAUUCUGAAUCAUUGAAAAUCAUUUCUGACUUGUGUAAAAAAUUGAAAACGCGUCAAAAGCAUAUACGCAUAGCUGAUUCAUCUCCCGCGGGCUGGAAAACUGUCAACGAAUACCAGUGUAAUGAAAUCGCAGACAACUCCGAUGAUGAAAAGAAGAUACGCAGUGCCGAAAACAGGGCCCUCAGACAUCAGAAGCAGAACAAGAGAUUUCAGCCUUACGGGACACAGAAAACGCCACCAGCGGCAGCUGCGGGAUCUCCGGCUCAGCUGGCCCUUUCUGGGGUUUCUAGUACUUUUCAGCCCUUUCCUGCCUUUCAACAGCAGCAACAACAGCCAUUUCUCUAUGGCCAAAGCAGAAACAAGCAGUCAAGGAGACAGCCUAUGCCCUACGACGUUUGCUUCGGUUGUUUCGGAACAGGGCACUGGAAAUCCAACUGCCCAAAGGGAAAGACCAAUCAAAGUCAAUGAUAAGUAUACAGUGCCUACAAGACGUUUGGACGAUACAGUGGCUUCUUUGCAGAAACUAGUGAAGAGUUUUCCUAAAGUG